This is a messenger RNA of Prorocentrum cordatum, 1452 nucleotides long. NCBI's taxonomy places the organism in Eukaryota, Dinophyceae, Prorocentrales, Prorocentraceae. The record is from the annotation of a GenBank genome assembly.
AUGCGAGAGGCACGGGAGCUGGGUUACCCGAUGCGCCUGCUCUGGAUGUUGCUUCAGCUCUACCAGCAGCCACGGCGCAUCAAGGCGUGCGGCAGCCUCUCGUGCUCCUUCGUCGCCAUUCAGGGUGUGCCGGCGGGGUGCGCACAUGCCACCUACCUCAUCUACCUGCUGACGUACCGUGUCCUCCAGCAGGCCAGCAGGACGGUCUCCCCCGGCAUCGGUGAUGUCAAGCUGCUGCUGCGCACUGCGAUGGUGCGUGGCCCUCGAGUGCUGAGGAAGGUUGAGAAGAAGCGCAUGGAGGCCGUGCGGGAGCGCAAGCACCGCCUCCUCAUGCUGCGUCGCGCGACAGGGCGCAAGGCCUCCACCCUGUGGCGGACUGGGCUCAUGCCGUCCGCAGGGCACUGCGCUGGAGCGUCGGGGUUGGCGGACGCGCCCCUACGUGAGAUGCGCAACUUGGCCUCGGUGCUAGACGGGCGCAGUGGCAAGCGCCACGUGGGCGUCGCGGCAUACCUCCUUACUCGCUGUUCGGAGGAGUACGAUCCCAUCUAUCAUGCCACGCUGGACCUGGUCUUGAACUACGCCGCCUGGAUUAGGGAUGGGCGUGCGUCACAUAGCCGUCUUCAAAGGGCUUUGACAGCGCUCCAUGAGUGGCUUGUCCCCAUCAGUUGGGCCAAUGCCAAAGGUCCCCUGGCCGCGACGGAGUUGGCGAUCAGGCGGCUAGCCUGGGGCAUGAAAGCGCCGCACGUCUUUCGGGGCGACCUGGGCAACCAGUAUGACCUGUGCCGCGUGUGCCCUGCUGACCUACGUCCGUUUUCGGUGCAAGGCGUGCAGCGCUGGCAGCACGACCGCCUCGCCAGCCACAUGCACUCCCACGCUAGUGCGCCCAUCUGGCACCGCGGGCCCAGGUGCGCAGUCAAGGGUGUCCGCGCCGCACGGCAGCUGGGAGCGUCACAGGCGCUUUGGCCUGACAACCUACCCAUGCCGAUCCGCAAGGGCAUGAAGCUCGGCAUGCCCAUGCGCCCUUGUCAGGGGAGCUGCGACCCAUGGAGCAGGGGCCGACGGACCACGUCCAAGGCCUGCGACAAGCGCAGAACCUUGAAAUGCAGCAAGGCUACGGCGACCUACGCCGGCAAGCUCGCGACAACCUUGAGUCGGGCCGACCCGACCCUGCCGACCCUGCCGACCCUGACGACCCGACCCAGCACCAUGGAGGCCGAGGACGAUUUCUUUCCAGGCACUUGGCAAGGGGCCGAUGAGGAGGUCGACUUUGCGCCACCCAAUGGGCGCGACGGCCAUCGGGAGAAGGCGCGGCUGGACGCGCAGAUUGUCCCCUGUGCGCCACUGGUUGCUGCGGAGCAGAGUGGCCCGUUGUCCCCCGCGGCGGCGGCUCCAGCCUCGGCGCCCGAUGCGCCACGCGGGCGCGGCUGCCCGAGACAGCGACACCAGCGCUGA